AUGUAUCUGCACAAGUCUGGAGCGCAGAAGAGGAAAGAAAAGAGAGAACGAGAGCAAGGGGAGGAAAAAUUAAAAAAGAAGAAUCCAUUAUUGAAGUAUUUUAAAAGGGAAAAACAUACAGAGCAAACAGCUAUGAUACAGACUGACUCUGAGGAAGAUGAAGUACAUCAUCAAGAACCAGAAAAGGAGAUCGCUUGCUGCAGCACAUCUAACACAACUGACCCUGAAGUUCUAGUUGAACCGUUACAAGAAGAGAUGGAAGCUCCACCUCCAAGCAGCAUUUCUAACACACAGGAAAUUGUACAGGAAGAAUUGGAUUGGAAAGAUCCAGCUCUGUGGCCAGAUAUUCUAAAAGACAAAGACCGGGAAAAAAUUGUGAUUGGUGGGCUAAGAAAAGAAGAGGAACUAAAAGAAAUGAUUAAAGGAAGACUUCUGGAUGUAACUUUGUUUUUGGCAUCAAGAAAUCUGGCUUUUCGGGGAAGCUCGCAAAGAAUUGGAGACCAGCACAAUGGUAAUUUCCUUGGUCUACUUGAAUUGAUAGCUCACUAUGAUCCAGUGCUCCAAGAACAUUUAGAGAAAGUGAAGAAAAGUCAAGAGACAGGAAAAAAACUGCAUGCACACUAUUUAUCCUGGGCAACACAAAAUGAGUUCAUAAACCUAUGUGGAAAGCAUGUUCUGAAUACAAUACUCAAAGAAAGAGAAAAGGCAAUUCAUUUUUCUGUGAUAUGUGAUGCAACACCAGAUGUUUCACACACAGAACAAAAUGUAAUUGUUUUAAGGUAUGUCUACAAUGAACCAGGGUCUGAAGACUGGACUAUUCAAGAAAGGUUCAUUGAAUAUUUUGACUUCUUCCAUAAGACUGGAGAGGAAAUAGCAGAAAUGCUAUUAUCAAGACUACACAAACAUGGCAUCAAUGUCAAGGAUUGUAGAGGUCAGGGCUUUGACAAUGGAGCCAAUAUGUCUGGGAAAAAUAAAGGAGUCAGAGCUCACAUACAGGAAAAGUAUCCGAAAGCUAUAUUUUGUCCAUGUGCUUCACACUCCUUGAAUCUUGUGGGUGUGCAUGCAGCAUCAUGCUGCCCUGAUGUGAUCACUUUUUUUGGAUGUUCGAAUCGCCUGUACACACUUUUUAGUGGAAGUCCUGAGAGGUGGAAUAUUUUGAAGGAAACCAUUGGUGGUUCAUUGCAUGGUCUGAGUGACACCAGAUGGAGUGCCAGGAUAGAAGCUGUUUGUCCUAUUGCUCAAAAACUUCCCAGCAUUUUGGAAUCCUUGGAGAAAAUAUUAUCAUCCAGAAAACUUUCAAGUGAAGCUCAUUCAGAAGCUGUAGGCCUUAAAGACUAUUUUUCAUCUUUCAAAGCUGUCAUCCUGGCAACUUUCUGGGUGAAAGUUCUUCAAUGUUUUGAAGAUAGGAACAAAAUUCUUCAGUCCCGAUCAAUUUCACUGGAAAUUGGAGCAGAAAAUAUCAAGGCCCUUUCUGCGGAAAUGCAAUUACUCCGGGAAAGGUGGCUUUCUCUACUUUCUGAGGCUAAGCAUGUGGCAGGUAAUUUGGAAAUACCAAUGGUACUGAAAACACAGAGAAGCCGGCAAAGGCAGAAGAAACAACACACUGUAUUGGGCAGUGAAGACCAAGAAUCUGAAGAAGAAUUUAAGGUAAAUGUUUUCUGUGUGGCACUAGAUUCUGUCAUUAGUGAACUAAACCAACGGUUUAAUUCUAUGGAAAAUGUGUGCAGUUUAUUUGCUCCCAUUUUAAAACUUAGAACAAUAUCGGAUGAAGAACUUGUGACAUCCACUGAAAAUCUUAUAUCCAAAUACCCUGAAGAUCUUACAGUUUCACUGUUAAGUGAAAUUCAGCACCUUCGCAAAGUUUUUGAUGCCACAUUUGCAAGCAGCUUGGGUCCACUGGAUUUGCUGAAAUCUAUAUACAAGCUACAGCUUGAAGGAAUAUUUGGAGAGGUUUGCAUUGCUCUCAGAAUAUUUGCUACCCUUCCACUUUCUGUGGCUGAAGGAGAGAGAGCGUUUAGUAAACUAUCUCUGAUGAAAAACUAUCUCCGUUCAACAAUGAGCGAAAAUCGUCUAAACAGCCUUGCUAUUCUUUCUAUAGAGCAUGAACUUGCCCGCACUCUUAACUUCAAAGACCUAAUUACAGAUUUUGCCAUCCUUAAAAUAAGAAGAUGGUCAACUCAGCAAACUUAA
Pelobates fuscus (common spadefoot toad) is the source of this 2190-nucleotide messenger RNA. Its product is annotated as 52 kDa repressor of the inhibitor of the protein kinase-like. The record is from RefSeq and is a predicted model, not a curated record. Lineage: Eukaryota; Metazoa; Chordata; Amphibia; Anura; Pelobatidae. Gene Ontology annotation, molecular function: protein dimerization activity. Bases 1 to 2190 code for a protein of 729 amino acids. The transcript has 2 exons.